AUGGCGACCAGACGAGACGACGAGCCUCCUCCCACCGCCGAGCCCCCAGCUUCUUUCUUGCGCGUGCGCACCAAGCUCUGCGAGAACCUGACCCUGCCCGGCUGGGACCGAAUGCUCAUGGAGGAACAGCGCCCGCUGCUGCACCCGCCUGUCCAGCCGCACGGCGACUUUCCUGGCUCCGCCGAUUUCGCACACGCUCUUCGCAAGGAGAACGAUGCCGGCCAGCAGCUCCCCCAGACCAUCGCCCACCGUGGCUACAAGGCCAAGUUCCCCGAAAACACCAUGGGUGCAUUCGUGGGCGCGGUCGAGGUUGGGGCACACGCCAUCGAGACGGAUGUGCACCUGACGAAGGAUGGCGUCGUCGUCUUGAACCAUGACCCGUCAUUAGAACGCUGCUUCGGUGUCAAGGAGAAAGUCAUCGACUGCGACUGGGAAUACCUCUCGACACUGCGGACGCUGGCCGAACCGCACGAGCGCCUGCCCCGGCUCAGCGACUUGCUCGAGUACAUCGCCAAACCGGGCAACGAGCACGUGUGGGUGUUGUUGGACAUCAAGGCACAUCCACCACCACAGAGAGACAACGACUUGGACGACGUCAUGCGUCUCAUCUCCGAGACCAUCGCCUCGGUCCCGCCCGCGCCCUCGCGGCCAUGGAACCAGCGUAUAGUUUUGGGUAUCUGGGCGGCCAAAUACCUCCCCUUCAUCUCCACAUACCUCCCCGACUUCCCCCUCACCUACAUCUCCUUCUCCCUCCCCUGCGCCUGGUACUUCCUCACCCACGUCCCGCGCAUCUCCUUCAACCUCUACGCCCCCAUCCUCGCCGGCCCCCUCGGCGCCGCCUUCCGCCGCAGGGCCCAGGGGAGGCGCGGCAAAGGCGGCGACGGCAGCGACGACCCGCGGCCCGUCUUCGCGUGGACGGUGAACAAGGAGCGCAUGAUGCGGUGGAGCAUCCAGAAGGGGCUGGACGGCGUGGUGACGGACGACCCGAAGAGGUUCUUGGACGAGUGCGAGAGGUGGAAGGGGAAGAAGGAUGGGGAUGGGAACGGGUCGGCCGUGACGGCGGCGCCGCCGCGUGGAAGGAAGAGGUUGGAUGAGGUCGAGGGGUGGGUGUGGCGCGGGUGGGGCGUUGGCGAGGUGUUGGAUCUGUUGAGGGUGCAGCUGUUUAUUUUGGUGUUGACGCCGAUUUUGCUGUGGUGGUUGAGGCCGUGGGGCGCGGUGAGGGAGGUGGGGAAGAUGCAGAGGGGUGUGUAG
Molecule: messenger RNA, 1251 nt
Organism: Diplodia corticola
Lineage: Eukaryota; Fungi; Ascomycota; Dothideomycetes; Botryosphaeriales; Botryosphaeriaceae
Product: glycerophosphoryl diester phosphodiesterase
Exons: 5
Coding region: 1-1251 (416 amino acids)
Biological process (GO): lipid metabolic process
Molecular function (GO): phosphoric diester hydrolase activity
Source: RefSeq, a predicted model, not a curated record